AUGGCGCUGGCGGCCUACCGACACGUGCUCCGAGCGACACGCAGAGCAUUUCAAGACGACUACCAUCUCCUACAUGCUGCCCGGAUGCAAGCCCGCACAGGAUUCGAGACGCUGAGGACGAUGGACCCCGACUCAGAGGAGGCAAUUAAGGGCAUAGCACACGCUGAGGGCGUAGCAUCUAUAUUACGGCACAACGUUGUGCAAGGCAAGCUCGUUGACGGCUCCAAUGUGAUACGGCUGAAUAUACACGAGGACACAGAGAAAGGCGACAACGACACGGUCAAGAAUCCCCUCGGCAAAGACGGAAGGGUCAAGGUCGGCGGGCUAUGA
Fonsecaea erecta is the source of this 330-nucleotide messenger RNA. RefSeq lists its product as hypothetical. Bases 1 to 330 code for a protein of 109 amino acids. NCBI's taxonomy places the organism in Eukaryota, Fungi, Ascomycota, Eurotiomycetes, Chaetothyriales, Herpotrichiellaceae. Gene Ontology annotation, biological process: mitochondrial respiratory chain complex III assembly. The transcript is spliced from 2 exons. The record is from RefSeq and is a predicted model, not a curated record.